AUGGGAAUCGAAAAUGGCGUCCUUACUUUUGACUGGUAUAGUCAAACUUCAUUCAAGAUGAAAGCAGCAGUGGUUUGGACAAUUAGUGAUUUUCCAGAAUACGGGAUGUUGUCAUCUCAAACCACUAAAGGUUACAAGGCUUGUCCAAUCUGCUUAGGAGACCUAAAUGCUAGUUGGCACGCUGGAAAGGUGUGUUACUUGGGGAGUUGUACAGGGCUUCCGGAAGAUCAUCCAUGGCGAUUUGAUGCGGCUUCAUUCGAUGGGAAGCAAGAGUUUGGUUUAAAACCCCAAGAGCGGUCUGGUGAGUGGAUUUUGGACAUGUUGAACUCUUUUGAUUUCGGACGUCUUAGCAGUGAUCCUGACGUGUUAGCUCGAAAUCCAAAACGUCCUUCUAGAUUGGAGAACUGGACGCACAAGAGUAUAUUUUUUGAAUUGCCUUACUGGAAGAAAUUAAGAAUAAGGCACUGCCUUGAUGUCAUGCAUAUAGAGAAGAAUGUUUGUGACAGCAUUGUGGGAACAGUUUUCGAGUUUAAAGAUAAGACUAAGGACAUUGUGAAGGCGCACAAAGAUCUUCAACUCAUGAACAUACGCCCUCACUUGUGGCUAACAACGUCGGGGUCAAUGCCUCUUGCACAUUACAGGAUUAAUCCGGCUAAUGAGAAGAAAGUUUUCAAAUGGUUUGAAGCUAUUAGGUAUCCUCAUAGUUAUGCAGGAAAUAUAUCUCGAUGUGUAAAAGUGGGGGAGAAUAAGCUAUUUGGAUUAAAGACUCAUGACUGUCAUAUCAUGCCACAACAUCUUUUUCUAGUGGUAAUUCGAUCAUAUUUGCGUCCUGAUGUGGUAGAGCCGUUAAUAGCGGUGUUUAGAUUCUUUCAGAAGUUAUGUGCUAGAGAGCUAAAGAAGUUAGAUGUCCUUGGAUUAAAAGAGGACAUUGUCUACAUCAUGUGCAAGUUGGAGCGGAUUUUCCUUCCUGCUUUUUUCGACAUCAUGAUUCACCUCAUGAUUCACCUACCAGAACAAGCGCUGCUUACUGGUCCAGUACAUUAUACCUGGAUGUUCCCACAAGAAAGUAACACAACCGAGGCGGAGUCAUCCACAAACGUCUUCAAUCUUUCAGUUGUUUCAGAAGUUGUACGUUUAUUUGGUAACUUACCAAAUUCGUACAAGUUAACAAAAACUGAGCUCCGUGAAGCUCAUUGGUGCGUGCUGGACCACUGCUCUGAGGUUGACUACUACGAAAAGAAACAUUUGGAAAAAAUCAUAGCAAGACAACCAUAUAGAGCUGAUGAGAUGCACAAGAGAACUUUUCCUGAUUACUUUCUUAAUUGGAUGGAAGAACUCCUACGAGAGAACAACACUGAUUACUCACAAGAGUUGCACAACUUGGCAUUUGUGUUGUUCAAGUGUAAAUGGUUCAACACUGACCCAAGUUUACCAAGGAGUACGAAGAUGGAUCAUGGAUUUUUAUCAGUGAAUACAUCCAUAAGCUGGUAUGAGAGUGAGCCGUUUAUUCUUGCCACCAUGGCAAAACAAGUGUUUUAUCUUGAUGAUCCGAAAGAGGGUGGGGAUUGGAAAGUGGUAAAUGUGAUGUCUCACCGAAACAUAUGGAGUGCAUCUACGCUUGAAGGGGAUGCAGAAGGAGCAUGUGAUGAAGAAGAGGCGCCAGAACCAUAUCAAGAAGAGUUAAGCAUCCCACAUGUUGACAAUGAGGAGGAUGAAGAUGAGAACGAAGAGGAAGAGUCGCAUUAUGAGGAGGAUGAAGAGGAAGAGCCGCAUUAUGAGGAGGAUGAAGAGGAAGACGAAGAGGACGAUGAUACGGAGGAUGAGGAUUAUGAUGUCAAUGAUAUCUGA
Fragaria vesca subsp. vesca is the source of this 1848-nucleotide messenger RNA. RefSeq lists its product as uncharacterized. The transcript is spliced from 5 exons. NCBI's taxonomy places the organism in Eukaryota, Viridiplantae, Streptophyta, Magnoliopsida, Rosales, Rosaceae. The coding region runs from base 1 to 1848 and encodes 615 amino acids. The record is from RefSeq and is a predicted model, not a curated record.